CCCAAACAAGUUCGAAAAGGCCAGGGUCCUCCCCUGUCACCACGGCUGCUCCGCCACCGCCUCUCUCUCUCUCCUCUCCUCUCCUCCCCGCGUCCUUCCUCUUCUUCCUCUUCUUCCUCUCUCAAAAUUUCAGACAGUACCCUAGGUUUCAAUUCCAUCUGGAUACCAAAAAACUUGGAAUUUCACCUAUAUAAUUCUCUUUCAUUCCUAUAUUGAGAGACAGAGAGAGAGAGAAGGAAGAGAGGAGGGAGGAGAGAUGGCGAUUCUGUAUGCAUUGGUGGCAAGGGGAUCGGUGGUGUUGGCAGAGUUCAGCGCAACGUCAACGAACGCAAGCACGAUCGCGAGGCAGAUCUUGGAGAAGAUUCCGGGGAACAACGACUCGAAUUUGUCGUAUUCUCAAGAUCGCUACAUCUUUCACGUCAAGCGCACCGAUGGCCUUACCGUUCUCUGCAUGGCCGACGAUACCGCCGGAAGGAGAAUUCCUUUUACAUUUCUCGAAGACAUCCAUCAGAGAUUUGUGAGGACUUAUGGUCGGGUAGUUCUUUCAGCCCAUGCUUAUGCCAUGAAUGAUGAAUUUUCAAGGGUUUUGAGCCAACAAAUGGAAUAUUACUCAAAUGAUCCAAAUGCAGAUAGGAUAAACCGGUUAAAAGGUGAAAUGAGUCAGGUGCGCAAUGUCAUGAUAGAGAACAUUGAUAAAGUUUUAGAGAGAGGUGACCGCUUGGAGUUGUUGGUUGAUAAAACAUCCAAUAUGCAAGGAAAUACCUUCCGUUUUAGAAAGCAGGCUCGCCGUUUCAGAAGCACCGUAUGGUGGAGAAAUGUCAAGCUCACGAUCGCACUGAUAAUCCUUCUGUUAGUGAUUGCUUAUGUUGUUGUGGCUUUUGUUUGCCAUGGGCCAUUGCUUCCUUCUUGUCUGAAGUGAGAGAAUUGGUGUUGAGCAAUGUCCGAUUGUUUGCCUCCCUCUCCCAAUGUAUGUGAUUUUUUUUUUCUAUAUUAUCUGUCUCAUAUUCUUGUGCCAAAACAACUUGUGUGCCUACUUGUAGCAUCUGUUGCGCAAACUUGAAGCUGUUCCUUGACUCGAAUAUGUGGUAUUUAUGGAGUAAUUGAAUUUUGGGGAAAUAUCUAGCCCUGCCUAAUGUAUUUUCGGCCAAUGCAUGGGCUGCAAGAACAA
Camellia sinensis is the source of this 1168-nucleotide messenger RNA. Its product is annotated as vesicle-associated membrane protein 711. Gene Ontology annotation, cellular component: membrane. NCBI's taxonomy places the organism in Eukaryota, Viridiplantae, Streptophyta, Magnoliopsida, Ericales, Theaceae. Gene Ontology annotation, biological process: vesicle-mediated transport. The record is from RefSeq and is a predicted model, not a curated record.